Messenger RNA from Aspergillus glaucus CBS 516.65, 498 nucleotides. Its product is annotated as putative histone h1.3. The transcript is spliced from 3 exons. The record is from RefSeq and is a predicted model, not a curated record. Lineage: Eukaryota; Fungi; Ascomycota; Eurotiomycetes; Eurotiales; Aspergillaceae. The coding region runs from base 1 to 498 and encodes 165 amino acids.
AUGUCCGGAAGAGCCAAAUCCGAUGCCACGCUGGGCUUGUCACCCAGCGAAACAAAGCUCAUGCUCCUGGCCGGCUAUUUCGCGAGCGAACAGCAAAAGAUGGACUACGAAAAGCUCGCCCAGAUGUCUGGCUACAAGAAUGGCGCCACUGCGAACACUGUCUACCGUAACGCAAAGCGCAAGUUGGCUGAAUAUAUCGCUACGAAUCCCGCCAAUGGCGGUGGUGCGAGUAGUACCCCCGACGAUACGCCCUCUGCGACUCCAAAGAAAGCACCUACCAAGCGCAAGACUGCCGCCAAGGGUGGUGAGGAUAACAGAAACGGUGGUGUUGAGGAAUCGCCCACCAAGCAAAAGAAGCAGCGAACUCCCGCGAAAGAGGCUAAGGUGAAGGAGUUUAAGGAUGAGAGUGGUGACGAGCCUAGUACUCCCUCCGCGCGACCUUUGAAGAUGGAAGAUGAGCUGUUUCCGUAUGUCAAGUUGGAGAAUUGUGCGGCUUGA